This is a messenger RNA of Hemicordylus capensis (graceful crag lizard), 4411 nucleotides long. RefSeq names its product ubiquitin conjugating enzyme E2 L3 (gene UBE2L3). The record is from RefSeq and is a predicted model, not a curated record. The transcript is spliced from 4 exons. Gene Ontology annotation, biological process: protein polyubiquitination; ubiquitin-dependent protein catabolic process. Gene Ontology annotation, cellular component: nucleus. The coding region runs from base 250 to 714 and encodes 154 amino acids. NCBI's taxonomy places the organism in Eukaryota, Metazoa, Chordata, Lepidosauria, Squamata, Cordylidae. Gene Ontology annotation, molecular function: ubiquitin conjugating enzyme activity.
AGCCUCCAGGCUCAGGAGCAGCAGCACACACACCCCGCCGCGUCGCCUGCCCCCCGCUCGGGCUGGCCCGGGGGCGCCUCUGCCUGCGCCGGCCGCGCUCUGCUCCGCCCGCCCGCCCAGGGAGCGCAGGCCCCGGCCGGCAGCAUCCUCCUCCUCCUCCUCCUCGGCCCGGCCGGGCCCGGCAGCGCCUCCCGCUGCCGCCAUGCAUUGUGGGGCGGCGGCAGCGGCAGCGGCGGCGGCAGAUCCAAGAUGGCGGCCAGCAGGAGGCUGAUGAAGGAGCUUGAAGAAAUCCGCAAAUGUGGAAUGAAGAACUUUCGUAAUAUCCAAGUUGAUGAAGCAAACUUAUUGACUUGGCAAGGGCUUAUUGUACCCGACAAUCCUCCGUAUGACAAAGGUGCGUUCAGAAUCGAAAUCAACUUCCCAGCAGAGUAUCCGUUCAAACCUCCUAAGAUUACAUUUAAAACAAAGAUCUAUCAUCCUAACAUUGAUGAAAAGGGGCAGGUCUGUCUGCCGGUAAUUAGUGCUGAAAACUGGAAGCCCGCCACCAAAACUGAUCAAGUAAUCCAGUCCCUCAUAGCACUGGUGAACGACCCCCAGCCCGAGCACCCACUCCGGGCCGACCUAGCCGAAGAAUACUCUAAGGACCGUAAAAAAUUCUGUAAGAACGCGGAAGAGUUUACAAAGAAAUAUGGUGAAAAGCGACCAGUGGACUAAAAAACCCUGACAGAGUUGAUGUCAGCAAUGUGUGAUAGAAGAUCUGGAGCAGUGCAUUUCAGACACCCCACCAAGCAGGACUCUCUGGAAAAAUUGACAAGUGCCCCUCUCCGUGUUACCUUGUGGCUGUUACUAACUUUCUACAGUUUCUUAAUCAAAAGUGGGCUAGGUGACCUGUAAAGAAAGGAUUAAAAACUUAAGAUGUUCUAGUUCUGCUCUCUUUGUUUAAAAUCACUGCUUCAAUAUACUUUAAAGGAUGCUGGUGUUUUUUUUUCCUUUUCUUUUUUGUCAGAAUUUAUCAAAAAUAUCUUAGACUUUAUAAUCUGCCCUUAAGAGUUCAAAAGGUUGUGGCUGUUUCUUAUUUCCCUUGCAGGUCCUGCUCCCACCCACCCCCCUUUUUUCUCUCUCCUCUCUUCUCCCCACAAACAAACACCAUCACACCGAUGUCUUAGCAAAAUUAUAUUGUUGUCCUGGCAAAAACAAAAAGAGUUGAAUGUCACUUUGCUUCCUCUUUUUCCUCUCUUAAAUGUUGCACCGUGCUUUAUGGAAGUUGGUCCCAAGUUUCUCUUAACUUCAGUUUGUAACAUAAUGAAUCCACCACGUGUAACUCCGCUAAAUAAUCAGAACCGAGCCCAGAUCUUAUGUAAAUCUGGCUGAUGUUACCACAAUAAUGUUUAUUAAAUGGGGAACUCCAAGCUUUUUUUUGUGUGCAUGAAUGAAUUACAAUACGGCUUAUGUCCUGUUUCUGGGAAGUUUUUGACACGGGAUUUUCUGUAGUGAAAGAAUAGUGGAAUGUGAUUUUUUUUAAAAAAAAACUUUUUUUUCACUUUUAUUCUUAAUAUCUAUGCAGACGAUAUAGGAGAAAUAAUUACUCAGAACAGUGUUGCAAACUGGUUUGGGAGAAUUUCAAAUUAGGGACCAAAAGGUGCCAGAGCAGAAAAACUCAACUCCCCCCAUCCCAGCCCCUUUUGGGGGCACAUUUAAAGAAAUAACCCUUCCUAAAUGUUAUUUUUGAAGUUAAAUUGCUAGCCAUCUGAAUAUACAUUUUCAGCAUAUUACCUCUCUGCUGUGGAGUGGCAUGCUUCCCUUCCCCUAAUAAUGGAUUGUCUGAUUCUGUUCUUUAAAAAGGAAAGGAAUUACUAUUAAGCAAUAAGAAGCCAUUAGUCCACUGCAACAACCAGUAUGAAUCUUUUAAUUCCAGGCAUUUCUGCUUGAAUAAAGCAACAUUUGUUUCCUAAUUAAGAGUGGAGAACAACCGUAUCAAUUUUAAUAUUUUAAGUUUUGGAUACCACCCCCAAAAAGUCUAACUGUGUGACCAAAGGCGACUUCCCGGCCACUAAACUUCCAUGCCUGGUUAAAGAAAGGAUCUGGCCCCAUCCCUGUGAAAUCUUGGAAAAGAAUAGGAAGACAUAUCACUUAACUUUGCAAGCAUUUGCAGAAGCAAGUCCCUUCACACCUAAGGGGUGAUUGUAAGGAGUUUGGGAAUAGUUUCUGCAACAUUUCAGGGCAGUGGAGUAACCUUUUGGGUUUUAAUGUUUUGUAUAUAUCCUCUCUCCCUUCUUCCCUACUCUAACUUUGAUUUAAAAUCGUGGAAGAUUGGCAGCCAAGUACUUCUGUUGAACCGUAAGUUUGUUUUUUUUUCUUUCUUAUAAGUUGGGGUAUGAAGCAUCUCUGUUUUAAGUGUUCUUAGACAACCUUUUUGGUAGGCAAUUAAAAGUUUAAAAACAAAACAAAAAAAAAACUACCUUUACUUAACGGACACUUGCAUUUCUUAAGUGUGUGUGUUCAGGCUUGGUGACCAGCACUGUCGUCUACCAAAAUUUCCACAAUUUUUUGUGUCUUCAUUUGCAGAAAGUUGGUACUGACUUUGUUUCAUUCACGCUCACGCAGAUUCAAAAUAAACAAAAAAUGCCAAAUUUAUCUGUCAAACUGAAGUGUAUGUAACUCCUGCAACGCAUCACCUCCCAACGGGCCCCGUGUUCAUCUUUCACCUGUUGGUUGCAUCUGUCAGCAUAGUUGCCUCUUGUUCUGUACACUCCGCUAUGCCAUUUCUCUGUCACCCCGUGUUACUUUGAUCGUGAGAAAUCUCUAUAUCGUUGAUCUUUUCAACUGUAAACCUCUCAGGUCAAACUGCAUAUAUGUGAACUGGUGCUCUCAAAAGGGAACCGAGGCACUUGGGCAAUUCAAGGAACACCCAUCUGUGCCAUGCUGAUGCUUCUCCUUUGCACCUGCCACUGAAGGGGAGGGAAACUGAGCUUUUGUCCGGAAAUUGUGGGCCAACACCAAAUCCGUUUCGAUUUUAGGGGCUGGCUCGCACAUUUCGAAUUUUCUCCAAGUGAUGUAUCUGGGCCGGUGCCACGUUCUGUUCACGAAAGAGGAGGCCCAGACCCUCCAGAGACACAGCCAUGGGGGCUGUUCACGUGACUGUUAAUGUGAUAGGACCCAGCUUUGGAAGCGGCUUGUGCUUCCGAUUUCCGGUGGUGUGCUAGCAAAUAUGAGAGUGGGGUGGGGUCACCUGUGAGAUGGGAGUGGGUUAGGACAGCUGCUUUUCCUGCCUCGUUCCACUGCUGGGUAGGAUAGCACCAUCCUGCCUAGGUUUUUGCUAGCACACAAUCGAAAACCAGGCAUGUACGCAGCUCCUAAAGCUGGGCAUGAUGCUUGCCAUACUCCAUUGACAGCCAUGCGAACAGCCCUACAGUUCCUCGAACCGGACCAUGGCCGUAUCACUAGAGAGGCCAGACGAGACGAAGGUGUUUCCACACCACGAGUGCCGGGCAUCACAUGAAGGCGAUUCAAAAACCUGAUCAAGUCCUGUGCCUCUGCCUCUGGUUGAGGUAUCUGUUUACCCUCAGAGGUGGUCCUGCAAAAUCCCACCGAGGCGAGAGUUUUCAGAGCUGCGAGAAUCAUGAGCAGGACAGGCCCAGGACAGGCAGUGGGGGAAAUGGAGGCGAGAAAGAACUCGAAAGCAAUUGGGGUGUGUCUGUGUGCUCAUCUUUGAAUGAACGCUCUUGAGAGGUGGACUUCUGUGCAGUUGCGCCUGAGGCGCAUGUUCCUGAGCUAGCUUUCCAACCACUCGCAGGUUGCUUGCCACCAUCUUGUGGUGUGAUCGGAAGUCAGUCUUGGAGCCAUGUAGUACAUUGAGGCGAAUGCCUGCUUCCAGAGAAUGCUGCAUGUAUUGAAACAUGGGGUCGUCUUAGUCCUGGAUGUUGAAUCCACUUAGAUCAGUGGCUCCCAACUUAGGGCUCUCCAGAGGUUGCUGAACUACAACUCCCAUCAUCCCAUCAGUUUAUUGUGGCUGGGGAUGAUGGGAGUUGUAGUUCAACAACCCCUGUUGGGAACCACAGACUUAAGGCAGUUUUGGGGGUAUUCACUUGUAUGUACGCUAUGAGGAGCAGAAGUCUACCUGUCCAAGGCCCAUUCGAUUCCUUUCAUGCACAGAGGUUGGAGUUGGGGGGUGGGUGGGCAGUGUUGCCCCCUAGGGAAGUAUAAUUGAGGCAUGUAUGAACGCGCAGUAACAAUGUCAACUCAGGCGCUCGGACUUCUCUUUCUCUUUCGGUUCUGCCUGGUUCCCUAAGCAACGCUGAAUCCUAAACGUGUCGUUUCGGAGAUCCGAGUCUAUACGCCACCUUACUUGUACUGGUAUAGGCUUUUCUUGCAAAUCCAUUCUGCUACCCUAAAUAAAAAUGCUCUCAAAGGC